CAAUGGUGACACAUGCAAUACAACUGCACUACACUGCACUGCACAGCAUGGCAUUCAUUCAACGUGACUCCAAAGCAUAUCAUCAACUCCAAGCUUGCACUUCACACAUAAAAGCACCAAAUCAAACCCCAAAAAACCAAAAACACAAACUUAAAACUCCAAAUUUCCAAAACCAAUAAUGAAAAUUGCCUCAUCUCAGAUUCAAAUUCAACAACCUGGGCCUCCCACAACCACCACCACCACCACCACCACCACCAACUCAUUCUCUAUUGAAUCCAUUGAAGCCUCAAUCCAAAGCCUCACAAGGAGCUGGCAUAGAAGGCAACAAUGGCACAGGUUUUUUUGGUUUGAUAAUAAUAAUUCCACACAAUUUCAAGACCUAAAUUUAGCCCCUUGGAGAACCCACUUGGCCAAUUUUCUAGAGUCCACACCAAUCCAUGCGAUUUCUAUCUCCCUCCUCAUUGUAGAUCUCAUCCUCACCAUCCUUGAACUCUCCUCAUCUUUGCUAACCGAGUGCAACAACUCACCAAACAAGAACAAAAAAACCACACCAGAAAUUUGGUACCACUGGGUGGGCAUUGCUAUACUCGCCCUGCUUUCGGCAAAGACGGUGGCUCAAGCUGUGGGGCUUGGCAUGCGUACGUUUCUCCGGAGGCGUCCCGGUUACGUCAUUGACGGCGUCGUUUUGAUGGGUGCGCUGGUUUUAGAAGCUUUUUUCGAGAGGAAGGGAGGGGGGCUGCUUGUUGUGGUGAGUUUGUGGCGUGUUGUUAGGGUUGUAGAGAGUGCUUUUGAGUUGAGUGAUGAGGCCAUUGAAGCGCAGAUUCAAAGUGUUGUUUGCCAGUUUGAGAUGCUCAAGGAAGAGAACAGGAGACUCGCAGAGACCAUUAGUGAGCAGGACGAAAUUAUCGAGAAGCUCCAGGAAGAUUUAGAUCAAUAUUCUACUCGCUUUAUGAUCAACGGUUAUCAUAAACCGUAAUUAGCCCAUUCACUAUAAUUCGUUAAUAUUUUUACAUCUUAAUUUUUCUUCAUUGAUUUUCAUUGGACAUUAUUUUUACAACCCUCCUAUAUCUAAUA
Prunus persica (peach) is the source of this 1074-nucleotide messenger RNA. Its product is annotated as voltage-gated hydrogen channel 1. The transcript has a single exon. Gene Ontology annotation, molecular function: voltage-gated proton channel activity. NCBI's taxonomy places the organism in Eukaryota, Viridiplantae, Streptophyta, Magnoliopsida, Rosales, Rosaceae. Bases 179 to 976 code for a protein of 265 amino acids. The record is from RefSeq and is a predicted model, not a curated record. Gene Ontology annotation, biological process: proton transmembrane transport. Gene Ontology annotation, cellular component: plasma membrane.